GUACAAUUCAUUUUACACUAGGGCUUUACCUACUUAUUGGUACCUGGGAUGAGCACAGCAAAGAUGAGUAGCUUAGAGUACUUAGCCUACCCGGUAAUUGUUGCCAAUCACAGGCAGAGUACCACCUUGAAGAAAAAACUGGACAUUCAUGACUACCUGUCUCACAAGAGCAAACUCGAAGUUGCAAGACCUCGUAUUGAUAACAAACCCCCACGGGCGCAAACUCACCAUCACUUUAAAAUGACCAAGAUCCAGGAGGACCAGAAGAGAACUGGCAAAAUCGAAAGAGAAAACAAGCAGCUGGCCGGGAGGCUAGCGGCCAUUCAGCGUGGGACAGGGCUGGUGGACUGCUGGAAUGAAUACUUCCAAAGGAGCUCUAAUAGGGAGAAGCACAACAGGGAGAUGGUGAGGAUCACAGUUGAAAACCAGGGGAUUUUGAAGCGACUUGGCGACCGUAAAUCGAUGUAUGACCAUAGGAAGUCAGAGCUUGAUUGGAAGAAUUCACGGCACUACAUCCGGAAUACUACCCGGUACCUCAUUGCUUCUCGGGACAGCUAGGAGAACACACCAUGCAUGGAGAAUACAGUAGAGACUAGCACAUCUUGCAAGUCCGAUGGCCUGUUAAGGAUACAUGUUGCAACUGACUGAGGUGUUCUUAGGAUUGUAAAAUAAAAUGCAACAGUGAACAAAUGCAGCUUUUCUUAUAAAAGUGCAACCCCCCAUCCCUCCAAACCGCAAAAUCUUCACCACAAGCAAGUCUACUUUCGCCAUCAUUUAUUUUGAACUUACAAACAAAACUGCACCUGAAAAACUCACGUCACAGUUUCCCUGAACUUAAUAAAAAGAGGGUUGUGUCUAACUCCAGGUUUGUUGCCUGCACAGGAAAGAAAUGGAGGCAAAGUUUAUUUAUUACAUGAACCAGACUGUACAGGACACAGAGCUCAGUGCUUGAAACCAAUGUAGACCGGGAGGCGUUUUCAAUUAUUGUAAUUUGAAAUAUUUUACAAAAUCGGCACAGUUCCAUUCGUCUGGGUUCUUUUAACAGCUGUUUCCUCUGUUGGGUUCUACUCGGAUCUGGGGGCGGGGUGAAGAGGGGUGCUAGCUAGACGGAGUCAGUCCUAAACUCCCAUUGCAAACUCUGGGAUGCAGGGGGCAAGGCAGAGGGGGGAAAAACUCACAGACAAAGCUGCUGGACACACGGAACUCCCAGUUCUGGAAUGGAGCAGUCACUGUUUCUACCUGGCAACCCACCUGUGGCUUUCAGAGAGGGAUCCCAUCUGGCAUCCAGAGCUACUUGGUGGCAGACCACCAGCCUGAGAAAUUAUCUUCCUCAAAGAGGGUAGAAGGCAGAGUCUUCCUCAACACCUAGAAUCAGGACUUCCCUGGAAACUUUUGCCAGUAUAAUGUCAGUUAGAACGGUCACGUUUUGCAACAGGUCCGUAUUGCCGAGAACCUAGUGCAAAUGCAAUUCUACUCGGAUCUGGGGGCGGGGUGAAGAGGGGUGCUGGCUAGACGGAGUCAGUCCUAAACUCCCAUUGCAAUGUGGCCACAAGGCAAGCCCUCACCUUGUCCAAUGAUGGUCAUAAAGCACAUGCUCCCUGCUCGGUCAGAAUGAAGCAGGGUGCAAAACUCUGGAACAGCUGAUCUGAGGCAAACAUCGUGGAGCGGUUAAAAACCUGAACGUUCUGACUGAUGAAACUGGAAUGUGUCGCGUAUCCCAAUGAUUUCAUUAAAAAAAAAAAACGGGGAUGCAGGGUCUCUCUGGAUGUAUUGGAGAGAAUCUAGCAGAGGGCAAGAAAAAUGACGAGGGGGCUGGACCACUUGACUUAGGGGGAGAGGCUGAGGGAUUUGGCCUUAUUUAGUCUACAGAAGAGAAGAGUGAGGGAGGGAUUUGAUAGCAGCCUUUGGAACCCCCCCAUCAGGUAGUUAAAGAUGAUGGAGAGAGGCUGUUCUCAUUAGAGACAGAUGGUAGAACAAGGAGCAGUGGUCUGAAAUUGCAGUGCGGGAGCUCUAGGUUGGAUCCUAGGUAAAACUAUUUCCUUAGAGGGGGAAGCACUGGGAUGGGUUCCCUAGGGAGGGGGUGGAAUCUCCAUCCCUAGAGGUUUUUAACUCACAGCUUGACAGAGCCCUGGCUGGGAUGAUUGAGUUGGGGUUGGUCCUGCUUUGGACAGGGGGUUGGACUCAAUGACCUCAUGAGGUCUCUUCCAACCCUAGGAUUCUAUGAUUUACAUAGUGGCAACCUCACAGGAAGAGAGCAUGGCCCAAUAUUUGACCCUGCGUGAAUAAUUUGAUCGAAAACUGUUUUGAAGUUCGACAAGAGAAACAUUUUCCUUAUUGCUUUUUUUGGGGGGAGGGGAGAAUAAAAGAGGAUGGCUCAUUGUGUGGGCUGUGCUGAUCCAGCCCUGAGUACACAAUGAGCUUUCCUGAAAGGAAUGAGAUGACUCCUGUAUAAAAGGACUCAGGAUGGGGAAAGAGCAGGGAGCAAGACAAUUCUUGCAGAGCCUUGAGUGCAGAACUAACAAAAGGAAGUUUUUCUUCACGCAGCACACAGCCAACCUGUGGAACUCCUUGUCAGAGGAGGCUGUGAAGUCUAAGACUUUAACUGGGUUCAUAAAAGAGCUAGA
Messenger RNA from Pelodiscus sinensis (Chinese soft-shelled turtle), 2624 nucleotides. RefSeq names its product CFAP97 domain containing 1 (gene CFAP97D1). Lineage: Eukaryota; Metazoa; Chordata; Testudines; Trionychidae. Gene Ontology annotation, biological process: sperm axoneme assembly. The record is from RefSeq and is a predicted model, not a curated record.